Messenger RNA from Linepithema humile (Argentine ant), 1895 nucleotides. Lineage: Eukaryota; Metazoa; Arthropoda; Insecta; Hymenoptera; Formicidae. The record is from RefSeq and is a predicted model, not a curated record.
CGCGAAAAUAAUAAAGUUUGUACAUGUUUCACAUCACUUAUUUUCUCUCAGAGCUUAGAAACAACACAAUAAUGCCAUAAUUAUUUUCACGGAGCUUAUAGAGACAACACGAUUAUACCGCGAAGAAAACAAAUAAAAACGUUGGAAAAGGUUGAAAGUGUCUUGUGUUGACGAUAAGUUCGUCUGUUCUUCUUGAAGAGAGCAUCGAUUUUCAAAAAGAACCAAGUCGAGUUUGAUAUCACAUAGUGCAGAAUUAUCUCCAAUUAUUUCAUCUAAAGAAAAUGAAUAUUUCGCCGAAGAAAAGAGCAGAUAAGGAAUCACACUUGUUGGACAACAUGGGUAUCAUACUUUAUAUGAAGAAAGAGUUUCGCCAAGUCACCAACAGCUUCAAAGCACGCGGUAUACUUUAUGCUCUGCUGAAUCUUUCGGACGCACAAAAACAAAAAGGUGUAAUAAUGGCCUCGAUAGGUAAUCACGCAUUGUCUCUUUGUCAUUACGGAGAUAAGCUGAAGAUACCGGUAACAGUGGCGCUGCCAAAAAUAACGCCAAUGACGACGGUCAUGACGUGUCAGGAAUAUGAUCAUGUAAAAGUGCACAUUGAGGGUGACAAUUUAAUAGAAUCUCUAUCUAUUGCAAGCAUCAACCGAGAAACUGCAUUACAUAAAUUUUUAUACGACGAUCUGGAUGUAAUUAUUGGCCAAGGAACUUUAGGCUUGGAAAUAUGCAAUUAAGUCAAUAAUAUCGAUGCGGUGGUGGUACCUUGUGAUGGUGGUGGAUUAUUAGCGAGUAUUGCAUUGGUUAUCAAACGACAUAGUCCAUGGGUGAAAGUUUACGGAGUCGAAGCAGAGAACUAUUCAAGUUUUAGAGAUGUCUUCAAUGAGAACAAAAUGCGUGAAACAAGUAUAAAAACCAACAUAGUUGAUGAACUAGCAGUCCCCACAGUCGGUUCUAAGGCAUUUCAUAUACUUGUAACUGCAGCACGCUGGAAAAAAUUGAUCGAUGGUAUUUUCGCCGUAAAAUACGAAUGGAUAGCAAACGCGAUUGUACAGUUAUUUGAAAAGAAAAAAUAUAUCGUCGACGGUGUUGGAGCGAUCGGUUUAGCGUUUAUGUUAUCUGAAGAGCUCUUAGACGAAUUGAAAGGAAAACGAGUGAUGAUAAUAUUGGCCAACGGUAAUAUCAAUACUACUGUCCUGUCUAAAUGCCUGGGACGAGGAUUAGCCUAUCAGGGUCGCCUCAUAAAAGCUACGUUGCAAACCUCGGAAUUGCUUUUCUCCAAAGCAGAACUCUCCAAGUUGUUAAAAAUGAUGAACAUUUCCUUAUUGAAAAUCACGUACGAGCCAGUUUGGUCAACAUCGGAUAUGUUCAGCGUCGAUGUUCGGAUUAUUUGUGAGAUUCAGAAUCCAGAACAAGUCGAAAUGCUAAGAAAAGUUCUCUUGCAGAAAUACAAACACGUGAAUAUAAAAUACUACGUAAAAUACGCGGCGAGGGUCACCGUAAGACCCGUUAGAAUUAGGCGACACACCCCACGUAGUAACUCUCGUACAACCACACACACUCAAACCGACCCACCUUCUGUAUCACCAUCGAUUCCUCAGGAAUCUCCUCAACAAUCUCCUGAACCCAUUCUUGACCUUUCACCACUUCCUACCCCCAGGUCCAUUUCUCCGAUCCUAGAAGAGCUCCUGGAGUACAGACCCCCUUCGCCUGUCCGUUUCCACUCUCCUCCAGUAGAGGCUCAACUGGAGGAACUCCCACAUAACGAUCCGGAGUUCGACAACAUAUCCGUCAACUCCAAAGCCACCACCAUUGAAUACGUCGAGCCUCCUCCGCAUCUUCCUCACCCUGUAUUCACAGGGUUUGACUUCUUAAAUCUAGUCCUCUCCCCUGAAGAAUAA